AUGCUAAUCGUCUCCAGAAACGCGCACUUAGCCUACCCUGGGAAAACUGAGUGUAUCAGUGUAACCAUAGUUGUCGUGUGUCUCGACCAUAAAUCCAUUUCAUACAAGAACAAGUUGCUCUCUUGUCUACUCCCGCCAAAACUGGGCCCGUGCAAGUCUCAAAUUCUCCUCGAGGAAGUUGGUGCUGCGGAAUGCCUGGACAAGUCCGUGCGCUUUGCUGUGUUCAACUUGACGAUCAACUUAAUGGCGACCGCAUGCGGGUGGUCCAAGCCGAAUUCCCCUGCAAUCAUCGUACACGCCUUCGGCGACUACGAUGGGAGUCGUCGUCUGCCGAGAGAGGAGGCCCUGAUUCACGCGCCCUGA
Molecule: messenger RNA, 363 nt
Organism: Mesocestoides corti
Lineage: Eukaryota; Metazoa; Platyhelminthes; Cestoda; Cyclophyllidea; Mesocestoididae
Source: the annotation of a GenBank genome assembly